AGUCGGCAGCAGGAGAUGAGAUCAAUCUUCAUCAUGAAUGACACGGUAACUAUCCGGACCAGGAAGUUCAUGACCAACAGACUACUUCAGCGGAAGCAAAUGGUCACUGAUGUCCUUCACCCUGGAAAGGCAACAGUACCCAAGACAGAAAUUCGGGAAAAACUAGCCAAAAUGUAUAAGACCACACCUGAUGUCAUCUUUGUGUUGGGAUGCAGAACCCACUUGGGUGGUGGCAAGACCACUGGCUUUGGCAUGAUUUAUGAUUCCUUGGAUUACGCAAAGAAAAACGAACCCAAAUACAGACUUGCAAGACAUGGCCUAUAUGAGAAGAAGAAGACCUCAAGAAAACAGAGAAAGGAACGCAAGAACAGAAUGAAGAAAGCCAGGGGGACUGCAAAGGCCAAUGCUGGCGCUGGCAAAAGGAAGGAGUAAAGAUUCUUCGGUGACUUUAUCUGUGAUGGUUGUGCAGAUUUUUCAUGAGAGGAUUAAUAAACUAUAAACUUUU
Myotis lucifugus (little brown bat) is the source of this 505-nucleotide messenger RNA. RefSeq names its product 40S ribosomal protein S24-like. The transcript has 2 exons. Lineage: Eukaryota; Metazoa; Chordata; Mammalia; Chiroptera; Vespertilionidae. Gene Ontology annotation, molecular function: structural constituent of ribosome. Gene Ontology annotation, cellular component: ribosome. The record is from RefSeq and is a predicted model, not a curated record. The coding region runs from base 16 to 432 and encodes 138 amino acids. Gene Ontology annotation, biological process: translation.